This is a messenger RNA of Doryrhamphus excisus (bluestripe pipefish), 908 nucleotides long. RefSeq lists its product as uncharacterized. NCBI's taxonomy places the organism in Eukaryota, Metazoa, Chordata, Actinopteri, Syngnathiformes, Syngnathidae. The record is from RefSeq and is a predicted model, not a curated record.
UGAUGUUUGAAGUAUGUGUCUUCAACUUCACAUCCACGUUUUCCACUCAAUACUUUGAUAUCCCAAACCGGUGGAAAGGCCAUCACAACUUGUAAUAGUUGACACUAGUAGACAUUUUUUCAGACUGUGAAUAGAAGGGCACAUGGAAGGACAAGGGGAUGGCUGGCACAAUGGUCCGAGUAGUUACCACAUUCCGCUGAUAAUAGGAAAUCGACCACCAAACGAUGAACCUAACAUGGAAUACAUUGUCGUCCUCGAUUUUAUCGUAAACCAGGAGAUCAUCUUCAUAAAUGAGGGUGAACUGUGGCCAGACAACGACAUCGACAUGCACAUGCACAUCGGUGAGAAUGAAGAAAGCGUUCCAAUUAUCAUUGACAAUGACCACGAAUUGGAUGCUGCUGUCGGAGCGGAAGUGGAGAUCGGAGUCAAUCGAGGAGUGGAGGAAGAAGAAGAAACCCCCCUGCAGGAAUCCUCGAAGAAUAACGAUGACGAGGAAGGUAGUUUCCGCUGGUGGGAUGAGUUUGAUGGCAACAGUUCCGACAGCAACGCUGAGCUCGAGGUCGUCGAAGGCUCGACAAAGUUACAAACGCAGGCUAACUUGUACCUCAUGAGUUUAAGUGGCCAUCUUGCAGGUCACAGUUCGGGAAUCUUAGUUGUCACAGAGGGAGGGAUGCCUUCCAAGGAGGGAGAUGGUUUCUGGGAACACAGGGCAGAGGAAGACCUUCUACCAUCACAGUCCACAGAGAGGUUGAGAGAAGGCCACGAGGAAGGAAGCAGUAGCGUGAUGUACUAAUUGGAAAGAUGGGAUUAAAUUAAUCGCAAAGUUUAUUGGACUGUAAAACUGUGAGAAUCAUUCAUUUUAAUCUAACGUCCAUGUCCACUGUAUGUGUUUACACCAUAUCAAUGAA